Messenger RNA from Yarrowia lipolytica CLIB122, 1497 nucleotides. RefSeq lists its product as uncharacterized. Lineage: Eukaryota; Fungi; Ascomycota; Dipodascomycetes; Dipodascales. The record is from RefSeq and is a predicted model, not a curated record. Gene Ontology annotation, cellular component: plasma membrane. Gene Ontology annotation, molecular function: ammonium channel activity. Gene Ontology annotation, biological process: ammonium transmembrane transport.
AUGGAGAUGCUGGAGAAGCGAGGAGGUGAUGUGUGGCAAUACACUUACGAUACUGGAGAUGUGGCCUACAUCACCGUGUCCAUGUGCAUGAUUCUGGUCAUGAUUCCAGGCCUGGGUUUUCUGUACUCGGGUCUGGCCCGAAGAAAGUCGGCGCUGUCUAUGAUCUGGGUGUGUUUCAUGGGCGCCAUUGUUGCCCAGAUUCAGUGGUACUUCUGGGGAUACUCGUUGGCCUUUUCUCCUUCUUCUAACCGGUUUAUCGGCAACCUGGACAACUUUGGUCUUAAGAACAUUCUCAAACACGAGGACGGCAGUCGCAAGUACCCCGAGCUGCUGUUUGCCGGCUUCCAGGGUAUGUUCUGCUCUGUGACCGUGGCCAUUGUGGUGGGAGGUGUGGCCGAGCGAGGUCGUCUGCUGCCCGCCAUGAUUUUUGCAUUCUGCUGGGCCACCAUUGUCUACUGCCCCAUUGCAUUCUGGAUCUGGGGCCCCAACGGAUGGGCUGGAGCUCACUGGGACGUGCUGGACUUUGCAGGAGGAGGACCUGUGGAAAUUGCAUCUGGUAUCGGAGGUCUGGCAUACUCUUUUGCUCUUGGCCGAAGAAAGGAACAACUGCUGCUCAACUUCCGACCCCACAACGUGUCUCUGGUGACCAUGGGAACCGCUCUACUGUGGUUUGGCUGGCUGGGAUUCAACGGAGGCUCUGCUCUUGGCUCCAACCUGAAGGCGGUCUACGCUGUGUGGAACUCCAACAUUGCCGCCUGCUUUGGUGCUCUGACUUGGUGUCUGCUGGAUUUCCGGCUCGAAAAGAAGUGGUCUACCGUGGCCAUCUGUUCCGGUAUUAUUUCGGGGCUGGUUGCUGCUACUCCCUGUUCUGGUAUCAUUCCUCUGUGGGCCUCUGUCCCUCUCGGUAUCGUUGCAGCAGCGAUUUGUAACUUUUCUACACAAAUCAAGUACAUUCUCAAGAUUGAUGAUUCCAUGGAUACCUUUGCUGAGCACGGCGUCGCAGGAAUUGUCGGACUCAUUUUCAACGCCUUCUUUGGAGCCGACUACGUGAUUGGCUUGGAUGGAUCCACUCCUCACGGAGGAGGAUGGGUGUCCAACAACUGGAAGCAGAUCUACAAGCAGAUUUGUUUUGUGUUGGCCGCCUCUGGAUACACCUUUGUCAUGACUGUCGUGCUCUGCUACGCCAUCAACUUCAUCCCCGGCUGCAAGCUGCGAGCAUCUGAGGAGGCCGAACUUCGAGGAAUGGACGAAGACCAGAUUGGAGAGUUCGCCUACGACUACGUCGAGGUCCGACGAGACUGGCUGGCUUGGACUCCCCCCACCAAGUCGCACAUGCACGAUGAGCCUGAGCACUCGACCGAUGCCGACGCGAUUGAGGCCAACGCCGACGUCCUGGCCGGCUCCAGUCCAAACGACCAGAACUCGUCCAUGGAACAACCCCCCACUUCUUCCCAGGCCACCUCGGCCGACGAUGAAAAGAACGGAAUUCAUCCGUAA